CGUACGCCAGACAGAUUUGUCCCUCGGCGUGACAGCGAUGAGCCCAGCAGGCAGGUGUAUCAGACAACGAAGUCUUUGCAAGACCUCUCGCCGACCGAGAAGUUGCUGAGAAGGAAGAGGGCCCCUUUGAAUCCAUUCUCAACGCCUCCACGCCCUCAGCGCCCUCAGCGCCCUCAGGCACGUGUCUCCGACGAAACUCGCGCACCAUUGGCUGGUCAGCCCCAGGGCCGAGCGAGGAGCCCUUCUUCAAGCAUCUACUCGACCACGAGACUGCCAAGCCAAGGCAAUGUAUGGAUAGUAGGCGGCCUGGCUCCUGGGACAGAGACGGCGGAAAUAGAUCGUAACCAUCGUCGACCGGCACGAAGUAGCACAUCGGCUCGUCUCUUCACCAUGUCUGUGAAUACAACGAGACCCAGCCGCCGUGAUGAUGAUUCGCAUUUUUACCACGGCCGCGUUGCAUCUGCGCUAAGGAUUGACCGCAUUCGCCGAGUACUGGACUUUACCUGCCGCCAGCCUGCUGCCCCUGAUUUUCCCAUUCGCACAAUGUCAAUGUUAGCAGACCUGGAGCAUGCUUCUUGGACAGGCGCUGAUAAUGACAACGAUCCAUAUGAAUCUCCCCGAAACUACAGCCCGUUGCCCCGUCGGUCUCUCCCUGCGGCUCCUUUCCGGGUACUCGAUGCUCCGGACCUGCGCGAUGAUUUUUACUGCUCCGUUUUGGCCUAUUCACCAGUCUGCCAAAAGCUCGCAGUCGGCCUCGGAAAUGUAUUAUAUGUCUGGUCUGAAGGGACUGGACCUCGGCCCAUGCAUGGAUCUCCUUCACACAACGUAUGGCUGACAUCGGUAUCCUUCUCCUCUAUUCAAGGAGGUAAAUGCAUCCUAGCUAUUGGACGUUCAGACGGAUCCUUGGUGCUCAAGUCCAUCUAUGAUGGUCUCCCUCGCUUCCAGGUACAACAGCCUUUUCCAAUAUCUUGCGUGAGCUGGCGUCCGACAAACACCAUGAGGCCUUCUAGAAACCCGUUCAAUCCCGGUAUUGCCGUGCAGACUGAAGAUCUGAUUGUCGGCGAUGAUACCGGCGUGAUAUACUACUAUGUAGUAGAGUGGCCGAUGGGCUGGGAGGUGACGCGAGACACCUGGCCUGGGACAAUCUAUCUCAUUGCCAAGGUUUCACUUCAUAACCAGCAGAUAUGCGGUCUGGCCUGGUCACCAAACGGGAAGCUUUUUGCCUCUGGAGGAAACGAUAACUUAUGCUGUCUUUUUGAUACAGACAGCGUGCUUGUCGAAAAGCAGGAGUCAGUCCCAAACAGCUCGCGUUGGUUGGGAUGGCAUUUGGCAACUGAAGGCACCAAAGCGGGCUAUGUUGACCAGACUAGAGGCUUCGACGUACGCCCUGCAAGACCAUUGUCGACCCCGAUUCGGAGGCUGGGCCCCGGAUCAGAGAAGCAUCGUUGGAUACACAAAGCUGCAGUCAAGGCCAUUGCAUUUUGCCCUUGGCGCGAAGGACUGGUUGCAACGGGUGGUGGGUCUAAUAAUAAAUGCAUCCACUUCUUCCAUACAACUUCAGGCUCAGCUUUAGCUUCCAUUGCAGUUUCAGCUCAGGUGACGGCUCUUAUCUGGUCAUCGACGAGGCGCGAGAUUGCUGCCACCUUUGGAUAUACAGAGCCAGAGCAUCCAUACCGCAUUGCCAUUUUCAGCUGGCCAGAAUGCAAGCAGGUUGCAGCGAUCCCAUGGGAGGGAGAACUUCGCGCCUUAUACGCCAUCUCUUACCCCAGAUGCUUGGUAAAGUCAAACACAGUACACCCCGAUCGAAAAUCUCGCGAGGGAUGCAUAGUUGUCGCUUCAAGCGACAAGAGUGUGAAAUUCCAUGAAAUCUGGUGUAAUGAAGGGAAGAUCGUGGGGAGGGGAAGAGGGAUGCUGGGGGGCAGUGAUAUUCUCGAAAGUCUCGAGGGUAUUGACAAAGAAGGAGAUGUAAUCCGGUGA
Molecule: messenger RNA, 1977 nt
Organism: Trichoderma atroviride IMI 206040
Lineage: Eukaryota; Fungi; Ascomycota; Sordariomycetes; Hypocreales; Hypocreaceae
Biological process (GO): anaphase-promoting complex-dependent catabolic process; positive regulation of anaphase-promoting complex-dependent catabolic process; positive regulation of ubiquitin protein ligase activity
Cellular component (GO): anaphase-promoting complex
Molecular function (GO): protein binding; anaphase-promoting complex binding; ubiquitin ligase activator activity
Source: RefSeq, a predicted model, not a curated record